AUCGGUAAAUGACCUUGUACACAUUAGUGGCCUCUAUACAAGCGGCAGAGAACUACGCCAGUCACAGCUGAGCUUUGUAAAUAUAAACACAUAAGUCUGCAGCUGGAAGAAGACCUCGACGGUCUGCUACCGUCGAAAUAUCGCAGAACAAUUUUAUGAAAUGUCAUCACUUUUAGAAGCGAUAGAUACAAAAUAUGGCAAAGAAGAGGCAGAUAAUUAUGACCCUGAUUUGCCUGUUGCAAUUUACGUGCCGAAGAAGAGCCCAAGGAACUCAAUCCCGUCACUGUUGGUGCUAAAUGAUUGUGAUAUUGAAAGUGCAGGGGAUGAACAGGAAUUGGAAGAGAAAUGUCAAGAGGUUGAGGAGCUGGACCUAGCUCAGAACAAGCUGAAAAGAUGGACUGAGGUGUUCAACAUACUGAAGCAUAUGCCGAGGGUGAAGUUCGUCAACUUGAGUUACAACAACCUAACAGAAGAGCUUGUGAAUUUGGACAAUAGGGAUCACUUCCUAUAUCUAAAGAACCUUGUUUUGAAUGCUACUCGUAUCAACUGGCAGAGUGUUCGGGAUCUGCUACAGCUUCUUCCAAGUUUGGAGGAGCUGCAUCUGAGCCUCAACAACUACAGCCACGUGGAGUUGGGUGAUGAGGCAGACGUGAAGACGAGCCCUCGCUACUACUACAAUGUGAAGAAGGUACACUUCACAAGGAAUCCUGUAGCCACAUGGCGAGAGAUAUGCAAGUUGGGCCUUGCAUUCCCUAAGUUGGAGGCCCUCGUAUUAGCUGAAUGUCCACUGCAGUCACUUGACCCAGCUCUUUCUGUAGGGAACAGAAGUGCAUCAGAAGCAGAUACAUCUCCUGGGGGACGGACAGAGAGCGAGUGUGAAUCCAACAGUCUCCCAAGCUUUGACUCACCCCACAGCUGCUUUAGGAAGCUGCGAUUUCUUAACUUGAACAGCACGUUGCUAGCAACAUGGGAUGAUGUGGAGAGGUUAAGCAGGUUCCCGGCACUGCAGUGUCUACGUCUGCAGAGUUGUCCGCUGUUUGAGUACCCACAGGAGUACACUGAACAUGAGCGUCGUCAGCUGCUCAUUGCCAGGCUUCCCAAUGUUCAGACACUGAAUGGAGGUGCAGUUAUAGGUGAGGAAGAACGGGAGGAUGCAGAAAGGGCAUUCAUCCGAUAUUACAUGGACAAACCAGAGUCUGAUCGACCAGAAAGAUACGCUGACCUAGUGGCAGUACAUGGGAGGCUGGACCCUCUGGUAAAUGUAGAUUUGAGCCCUGAGAAGCGCGUAAAGGUUCGGUUCACACGUGGAGAGGCAAGUGAAGUUCGCAGUGUGGUCGUGUACCAGACGGUACAGGAGCUGAAGCAAAAACUGGAGUCCAUUGUUAAGAUCCCCUCAUCACGCAUGAAGCUGUUCUAUGUGGACCAGGACAUGAAGGAUAUCACAGGACCUGAGGAAAUGCGUUUUCCUAACAAGCAGCUGUACAGCUACAACAUCUCCAGUGGUGAUGAGAUCAUUGUUGAUUCCAAACAUUAGGCAUAAAAACAAAUUUGUUCUAUUUCUUUAGGAAUUGUUGGAGUCUCAUUAUCAGAUUGUCAUGUUUUCAAACAUAAGACUAUAUAAAAUUUUGCUGUUCUGGAACAGAACUGGAGACAAUUGGAAUUUGUUUCUGUUUGGAACAUCCGAGUCAUGUCUCCAUUAUCUUGUGACAGUGCAAUUGGAAUUUAUGUUGGAAUCAUGAUAAGACACCAAUAAGCUAGCUUCCAUACUAACAGCUAAUUGAAAGUAUGCCAGAUGUUAGCAUGAUAGGACACAGAAUGUUGAGAAUAGGUAGAUUAUCUAGGUUCCUGUUGGAGAGUCUGGACACGUGCCAUUUCUUGUGUGGCCGCUCCUGAUAAAUGUGGAUGUCACAAAAAUGGCUGUGCAAGCAUUCCCUCACCAGCACUGCCCGUUGUGUUGAGCGACAAUAUUCUGUAUUCGUAAAAUGGAAACAAUUUCUGUAGAGAAUGACAGAUUUAAAAUAUUUCCAGGUUUAAGUUUAUGGCACUGCAGUUUUUGAUUGGUCUGAAAACUGAAACUUGCACUUUUUCAUUUGAAAUUUAAAAAAAGAUUUUCAGAAGAAGCUUUUAAUGCACUUUUACCAGAUGAAGAUGCAAUUUGCAAUAUUCUUAAAUUUUAUUUAUAAGUAGCACAGUAUUCUGCAUCAUUUGGACUAAUGAAUUUGUCAUUUUAAACUCUUCAUGUAACAAUCUCUUUAUGCUGUUUUAUGAAAAUGUUUAGUAACUAACUAUAUGGUGGUGGUCCAGUGAUUAAUUUUUGAAGCUGCUACACUGAUAAUGCUACUAGUUUCAAGUAUAAGGACUUGUGAAAAAAUUAACUUAUUUUCUAGUCUCUGUUAGUGACAUUUAUAAUUGUUAGUUUUUAUUUUAAUUAUUUUUAAAAAAUAUAUUUUUUGUUUCAGAUAUUUGUCUAUGUUUAAUAUUGUUCUAUAAACAGAAUUGUUUUAAUAUCCUGUUUUACACAGUAAAUUCUGAUAUCAUAGAGACUUCCAUACUUUGUUGUGUGUUGUAGAAAGGUUUGUUGUAACGAAUAAUUGAGCCAUUGUUGCUUGCUUGAGAAACUGUUAGGAAGCAUGAAAAAAGGUAAUUAAUUCUUCCAGCACCUUAUAAAUGGCCUCUUCAUUUGUUUGUGUGUCUGAAACAGUGAUCAGUGUUUGCCAUGAUCUGAUUGGAUGGCAAUAGUUUCAGACACAAGAUGUAUUUUAAAUGAGGGGAAUGCUUUGAAGCUUUAAGUUACAAUACAAUUUGUUUCAUCAUUGUCACAAUACAUGAAUGACUGCAGCAGUUUUGUGAGUUAUAAAGGGACACUAAAGACAGCCAGGACUGAGAGAUCUAAGACAUUAUAUCCAAUCUCUGAAUUUUUGUGGUUCCAAAAACUGUACAGAAUACUUUGUAGGAUGAAGUUGUGGCAUCCCAGUUAAGAAGGGUGAGAAUGGUGCAUUAAACACUUAGCAGAUCCUGAAAUGACUUGUGUUUCUUGUUUGGCUACAUCAUAGUUUGUGUGAUGAUGACAUUUGCUUGAGUUAUUCUUGUAUUCUUACUAGAUCGUCGAUAAUGUCUCGUCUCUUUAUAUGAAAGAGCGAGUGAUAACCUUAAUUGCAGCACUGUACUGUGUAAGAUGUGAAGCUCAAUGCAAUGAAUAUAAAAUCAUGCAUACAAACAAAAUUGUUUACACUAGAAAGGACACUAAUGCCACAGUUUUGUUUGUAUGCAUGAUUUUAUAUUCCAAUACACUGCACAGCAUGCAAGGUUUUAAGAUGAAUGCAAUGAGGUUUUCAUGGGUGACCAUUUGUAGAGUUCAGUGGUUUGGAGACUGUCCUUGCCUACAUCUUCAGGGUUGAUGUGAUCACAAACGCACUGUUUAAAACAUUGGAUAUUAACUCCAUACUUACAUGGAUCAUCAUCUGAGAAGACUUCGUUGCAAUAUUGUACUGCUUUGUGAAUUUAAUUCUUUAUGCUGUAGUAAUUGUUGUGCAAAUUGUUUUAUUAUAAAGUGGUUUAUUUUUAAAAAAAUGAUUAUUGCAUUAUGUACAUUUGGUUGUCCUCUGUAUUGUAAGUCCAUUAUAUAUACACAAAAAAGUGAGCCUUAAAUGAAAAGUGAAGGAAAGUAUUUCCAGUUGGACAAGACUGUACUUACUUGCAAUGUAGGUAAUAAAAUGUAAAUUAUACAGAUGUUUA
Zootermopsis nevadensis is the source of this 3735-nucleotide messenger RNA. RefSeq names its product tubulin folding cofactor E like protein mlt (gene mlt). Gene Ontology annotation, molecular function: protein binding. The record is from RefSeq and is a predicted model, not a curated record. Gene Ontology annotation, cellular component: cytoplasm. Lineage: Eukaryota; Metazoa; Arthropoda; Insecta; Blattodea; Termopsidae.